AUGAGUGAAAUAACAUUUGUAACAGGGAAUGCCAACAAGUUAAAGGAGGUAAUUGCCAUCCUUGCUAGUGAAAAUGGUAAGGUUGGAAAAUAUACCAUCACUAAUAAAUCAUUAGAUUUAGAUGAAGUUCAAGGAUCCAUUGAAGAAAUUUCGAUUCAUAAAGCUAAAGAAGCUGCCAAAAUUAUUGGUGGACCCGUAUUAGUGGAAGAUACUUGUUUAGGAUAUGAUGCAUUUAAUAAUUUACCAGGUCCAUAUAUUAAAUGGUUUGUUAAAGCAGUGGGAUUAACUGGAUUGGUUGAUAUGUUAUAUAAAUUUGAAGAUAAAGGUGCAAAGGCCAUCUGUACUUUUGGAUAUUGUGAAGGUCCAGGUCAUGAAGUUAAAUUAUUCCAAGGUAUAACUCAAGGAAAUAUUGUUGAUAGUCGUGGACCAACCCACUUUGGAUGGGAUUCAAUCUUUGAACCAGUUGGAUUUAACCAAACUUAUGCUGAAUUAGAUAAAGAUAUUAAGAAUACUAUAUCUCAUCGAUUCAAAGCUUUAGAUAAAGUUAGAGAUUAUUUAUUAAACAAUUAG
Scheffersomyces coipomensis is the source of this 570-nucleotide messenger RNA. It is a transcript of the gene HAM1, whose product is annotated as nucleoside triphosphate pyrophosphohydrolase. Gene Ontology annotation, biological process: nucleoside triphosphate catabolic process. Gene Ontology annotation, cellular component: cytoplasm. The transcript has a single exon. The record is from RefSeq and is a predicted model, not a curated record. Bases 1 to 570 code for a protein of 189 amino acids. NCBI's taxonomy places the organism in Eukaryota, Fungi, Ascomycota, Pichiomycetes, Serinales, Debaryomycetaceae. Gene Ontology annotation, molecular function: nucleoside triphosphate diphosphatase activity.